GAUUAUUUAUAAAUAUAUAUAUAUAUAUUCCCAAAUCAUAUCUAUAUAUGCAUAAAUAAUAAUAAUCUUAAUUAAUAAUUUUAACUAUCCAAAUACGUCAAUAUAAAGGUUAUACGAAUUUUACACUUAUAAUUGUCAAAAAAAUUUUCACUUCUUGUUAGGUUAAAUUCUAGCUUAGUUGUAAACGUGUCUUUUAUUUAUUCGCAUUCGCAACAUUCACACAAAGGUGAUCCUGUUCCUGUGGAACGCAAUUUAAUAAUUAACCAGUUAUGUACCAGCAUCUCCUCCACUAUAAACGUGAUCGGUUAAAGUUAGUGUGAGCGUGAGUCCAUUUGACCACACGUGACUAUGUGGUUAAAAAAAAUAAAUUUUCCCAUCAAUUAAGUUGCGAACUAAAGAUUUAUUUAAUUUAAUUAAACAUUUACGAAAUGGGUAACGAACAAGCAAAAGAAGAUUUACAAGAUACUUCUCUACCUCAAAAUACUUUUAAACCUAUGCAAGGGAAAUUUCAAAAAGGUGUCCAAUAUAACAUGAAAAUUAUAAUACGUGGUGAUAUUCGAACCGGAAAAUCAACUUUGUUUAAUCGAUUACAAGGAGGUCCAUUUAAAGAAGAAUAUGUAACAACGCCACAAAUUGAAGUUGCAAAUAUACAAUGGAAAUAUAAUCAAGCAAAUGAUAUCAUCAAAGUAGAGAUUUGGGAUGUAGUUGAUAAAGGAAUCAAUCCAACACCUAUAAAUAGAAGACCUAAUCUAUCAGAUGGCACGGGUCUUAAAAUAGAUAAUAAUCAAGGUCCAGUAACACCAACUUCACCUGCACGAUUAACAACAGAAUUAUCACCGGAUCAAAUUGCACUAGAUGCUGCAACAAUCAAUGUAUAUCGAAAUACACAUGGUGUAAUCUUAAUGUUUGAUAUAACAAAGAGUUGGACAUUUGAUUAUGCUAUUAAAGAAUUAAAAGUAAUUCCAGAGCAUAUGUCUAUAUUACUUUUGGGUAAUUUUGGUGAUUUAAGUUCGCAGCGGUCGAUUACAAGAUCACAAAUUUAUCAGUCUAUAGCUGAUUGUAAUAGGCUUAGAGUAACUGAGUACCCUCCAGCAAACAUGAUUCGUUAUGUUGAAACAAGUAUGCUUACUGGAUUUGGAUUGGAAUAUAUAUAUAAAUAUUUGGGCAUCCCUUUCUUACAAUUGCAAAAGGAUAUACUCCGUCAACAAUUGGAAUUAAAGACAAAAGAGCUAGUUACACUUUUAGAUACACUUGAUGAUAGUGAACAUAUUUCUGCCUCUGCUCGAAAGCAACAUAGUAUAACAAAUGAUAUUCAGGAUCCUAAACGUAUAUUAUAUUUUAUAAAUUUUUUUUUUUUCAAAUAUUUUAAUAUGUUUCUUUUUGUAAAAAAAUUAUUAUUAUUAUUUUAUUAGUAGAGGUAGAACAAGAACAAGAACAAGAUAGAUUAGAGCUGGAAAAAUCUGCUUUGAAAGAUUUAUGGGACAAAGAAUUUCGUGUUUUAUCUCAACAAGAAUCUGGUGAAUCUGUGGAUGAAGAAGUGAAAUCCACAUCAUCAACACCGCCGGCAUUAAAUUUAGAUCAACAUA
Rhizophagus irregularis DAOM 181602=DAOM 197198 is the source of this 1586-nucleotide messenger RNA. The record is from RefSeq and is a predicted model, not a curated record. Lineage: Eukaryota; Fungi; Glomeromycota; Glomeromycetes; Glomerales; Glomeraceae.